Messenger RNA from Chenopodium quinoa (quinoa), 2241 nucleotides. RefSeq lists its product as uncharacterized. The transcript has 4 exons. NCBI's taxonomy places the organism in Eukaryota, Viridiplantae, Streptophyta, Magnoliopsida, Caryophyllales, Amaranthaceae. The coding region runs from base 155 to 1615 and encodes 486 amino acids. The record is from RefSeq and is a predicted model, not a curated record. Gene Ontology annotation, molecular function: protein binding.
GAUAAAAACAACAAGUCAACAACCAAUACGAAGAGACGGAGAUGCUUAACCUUAACACUAAUAAUUCUUGUUCAUCAUUUUUUCUCUCUCCUCCAUUAAACCUCAAGCUCAACUCUUUGAAUUGAAACCAAAAUCAACUCUUUUUUGUACUAAUAUGCGAAAUUCUCGCCGGCAAAUACUCUGGGCGGACCUUCCGGUGGAGAUUCUCCGAUCGAUUGCGAAACGCCUUAGAAAGAAACAAGAUCUACAAAACUUCAAAUCAGUUUGUAAAAAAUGGCGUGGAGCCACCGCAAUCUCCGCCCUCUUACCGUACGAUGUGGGUUUGGAAACUCUGUUUUCAUCCUCUGUUUUCCUCCUCCGACCACCUGUCUCUGGCCCACCAUGGCUAGUCACCUCCGUUGAGAUCACUAAAGGGAAAUUCCAAUUCUGCCAUCCUCUUUCCGGUGAUCUACUGCCUGAUAUUCCUGAGAAUUUUAGCCUAGACCGGUUUCGGCCGCGUUGUGUUGUUGUUGAUUACCAUAUGGCUGAUGAAAAGGAUAAGUGUAACCCUUCAAGGGCUCUGUUUUGUCAUGAUAAAGUGCUGCCGUUUUUUGAUGAUCAAAGUGUUCCGACCGGUGUCGAUGAUGGUUCGUUGUUGGUUUUGUUUAGAGGGGGGCAGUUAGGGGGGUCUCCUGCGGUUAGGCCGGAGUUUCGGUAUGGAACGGAGUUGCCUUGGUUUGAUAUUUCGUAUGGUUCGCUUGACAAGUUCGAUGAUGUAGUGUGUUUUUGUGGUGUAAAUUAUGUGAUUGAUAGAGUUGGGAAGUUGUACAGGAUGUUUACUAAUCAAUUUGCUGUACUUAAGACCCUAGUCGAAAAGCCGGUGAUUAAGCCGGAUUGUGUAAGCAAGGGAUCGAGGAAGCGUCUUGUGGGAUUAAAGUCAUCUGGGGAUAUGUUUUUGAUUAGGCGAAGUAAUGAUUUGAUCAAAGUUUAUAAGUUGUGUAAAUUCGCUGAUAAGAAGUCAUGGAGUUGGGUUAAGGUUGAGAGUUUUGGGGAUGAUUACGAUCCUAAGGUGUUGUUUGUUUUGAAAUCGAGUAGUUUCUUUGUUUCAGCUGCUGAAUUUCCUGGUUUUGAGCUUGGAAAUUGCAUUAUCUUCUCCAACAGCGCCUUUCGUCCCUAUAGUAAACCCGGUGAAUCUAAGGUUGUUGAAGAGAAGAUUCAGUAUUUUAAGUUGGGAGAGCAUGAUCAUGAUGAUUCCAUACUGACUGUGGGUUCCCCGGGCAGUCCUCUUGACUUUUAUUCUCCGCCGUCUUGGGUUUUGCAGGCUCAAUCAACUUCAUCUCCAUCACACUCUCAAUGUGAACCUGAGGAAGAUGCAAUGAUGGAACCUGGUACAGGCAACCAAGGUGGCACGUCUUCACACGAACAUGUCUUGACUCCCUCGCGUGCACCAAAAUCCAAGGAACAAAGCACAUCAGACUCUGCAGCAAAAGCAAAACCUACCUCCCACCCCCUGGUUCUGAUAAAAAGCAUGAGGAAGAUACGUCAAAGAAAGCUUCUGCUGCAGAAACUACACCUGAAAUUCCAUCAGUAUUGGCUUCGAAGGAUUGCGAGUCAAAUCACAAGUUUCAAAGCUUAGAAUCACUAGACAUCAAGCCCAACCUAUUGUCAACUUUGCAACUCAUUUGGAACAAGCAUGACAUCCUAGUUGGAAAGUAUACAGUACAAAGCAAAGACAUGUUAACCUGUGCCUUAGAAUCACUGGCAAAGCUCAUAAUCACUCUUCAAAAUACUACAGCUAGGACCUUGACUGAUUCCUUAGCUAAGGACCUAGAAUCCGUUCUGUAUGACCUUCAUUGUGCAAGAUUGUCGGUAGGCUGGUUAGUUCCUUUUGUUCAAAGGGCUUUGGCCCUGCACAAAAACAAGCCUCUGAUUGAGUAUUUGAUGGCUAUUGACAAGGAGAAAGCUCAGGUUGAUAAAGAGGAAAGAGAUUUCCUUGCUCGCACUGCUCAAGUGAAGCAAGAACUAGAGGAGAGAAGAGCCUGUUUGUCUGCAAAAAUUUCUAUUCCGGAGCCAAUAAAUCUUGAUCAAAGCCUGGGAGAGGGAUUAUUCUGAUUUGAUAAUGCAAUUUUCUGUAGUGUAUUUCAGAGAAUCUUUAGUUAUGUUUCAGGAAACAUACUGUGUUAGUUAUUACAAAUUGCAGGCUACUUUUUUUGAACAAAGCUACUUAAAUUGCCUUGCUUAUUUAAAUGUCUUUAUCAUUUA